Messenger RNA from Melopsittacus undulatus (budgerigar), 2651 nucleotides. It is a transcript of the gene TERF2, whose product is annotated as telomeric repeat binding factor 2. The record is from RefSeq and is a predicted model, not a curated record. Gene Ontology annotation, biological process: negative regulation of telomere maintenance via recombination; negative regulation of telomeric D-loop disassembly; protein localization to chromosome, telomeric region. NCBI's taxonomy places the organism in Eukaryota, Metazoa, Chordata, Aves, Psittaciformes, Psittaculidae. Gene Ontology annotation, cellular component: nucleus; chromosome, telomeric region; shelterin complex. The coding region runs from base 31 to 1893 and encodes 620 amino acids. The transcript is spliced from 10 exons. Gene Ontology annotation, molecular function: G-rich strand telomeric DNA binding; telomerase activity; protein homodimerization activity.
UACCAGCGCGGAGCGGCAGGCUGAGGAGGGAUGAUCCGGCGCCAUCGUUCUCUGUCCGGAGCCAUGGGCCCGAAGCGGCGGCGGACGCCGCGGCCGGACGCGGGGGGACCGAAGCGGAGAAGGCUCCUCGAGGAGGCCGUGGUCAACGGCCACGUCCUGCAGUUCUACUUCCACCAGGCCGUGGCGGCCUACCGAGCAGGCCGCAACCGCGACUUCCGACAGCUCCGCGACGUCAUGCAGGCGCUGCUUGUGCGGCCCCUGGAGAAGGAUCACGUCAUGGCCCGGAGGCUGCGCCUCAUGCAGUUCCUGUCACGGGUGGAGGAAGGCGAGAACCUCGAUUGCACUUUCGAUAAAGAGUCGGACCUCACGCCUCUGGAAUCAGCAAUCGGUGUCCUGGAGCUUAUUCAAACAGAGUUCGCUGUGAGUGAGGAGGCAAUGGAAACUCUUGAGGAAAUGGUGAAGGAAGCUGCUGUUAUUGUCUGCAUCAGAAACAAAGAGUUUGAGAAAGCUGCAGAAAUUGUCAAGAGGCAUAUAGGGAAGGACCCCAAAAGCCAGAAAAAGAAGAAAGAGUUGCUGACUAUCAUCCAGAGCAAGGACUACAGUCAUCCAGCGGUCAGAAGCUUCUCUUACAAGGACUUCCAGUGGAACACAUUUCAGUUCCUGCAGGCUUACAUGGAUGAUUCGGAGCCCCUGCUGCAAGCGAUGUUUAAAAAGACUUCGAGCUCAGAACAUGUAAAAAAACCAAGACACCCAUCAGUGACUCCUGAGUCUGCAAAUGGGCCAAAGGAUGAUACUCUGGAGCCAUCGGGAGGGGCAGAGGGCCCAUCAGGAGCUCCAAAUCCUCCAGAAAUGAUGAAAGACCUGGAGGGAGCUCCCAGCCUUGCAGAAAGGGCACAGGACCCCACAGCAUCUUCAGAUCUUAGGGAAGGAACUAGUGACUUUGCAACAGCGUCUGAGCCUGUGGAAGAGGGUACUGACCCAGAAGCAACUCCUGAUCAUGUAUCAGCAGUGGAUGAUAACUUGGAAGAUGGAUCAGAGCCUCUGCAGAUACCUAAAGAACUAGCAGCAACUCCAGAACUUCCAGCUGCUGACCCAUCUGCAACUCCAGAACUUCCAGCUGCUGACCCAGCUGCAACUCCAGAACUUCCAGCUGCUGUCCCAGCUGCAACUCCACGAUCUCCAGGAGUGUCCUCCAGGGACUCGAAAAGGGGGCCCUCUGGAACUGUAACCACGUAUGGGAUUUGUGUUCUGAGAGAAGCUUUCAAGAUCCUGUCUGACUCCCGGGAUUCUGGUGCACUCUUCACUAAACUGGAUGAAACAGACUUUUCUUUCCCCAAGCAACUGUCUCCUUCUGUAUCCCACAGAACCAAGAAACAGAAAGAAGCGGACAAACAAGGUUCUGACAUCUCACACCCUCCUGAAAUUAUGCGUAAGACCAGGCAGUUGUACAACGUAAGCAUACUGGUCGAUAACGAAGAAGGCCAGUGCAGCGAGUUCAGUGAGAGUCCAGACUCUUCCCAGGAGCCAGUUGUAUCUUCUGCUUCCAGACCUGUGCAGAAACCGCGUGACCAGCCUGUAUCUACCAACAAUGACAAGUCCUUCAGAAGAAAGUGGAACAGCAGAGAGGGGUUGGAAGAAAAAGAGAGCUGGAGUGAGGAGGAGGAGCUUUUCCCAGGUGCUGCAUCAUUUGAGACAGCCAGCCAUAACAGUACAGUCUUUGGUUCCAAGAAACAGAAAUGGACAGUGGAAGAGAGCGAGUGGAUCAAACAAGGUGUGCAGCAGUUUGGAGAAGGGAGAUGGAAGGCCAUUUGCCAGAAAUACCCCUUCCAGAACCGCACAGCAGUGAUGAUCAAGGAUCGCUGGAGGACCAUGAAAAAACUGGGAAUCAUGUAAAGCUGGGAGCCACAGAACCUCCACUGCACAAACCUUUGUCUUUGGAAAUACAGACUGGAGCAUCACAGCAGGGGAGGCUGCUGUGCCUGUCUCUGAUGUGUGUGGGGGGAUUCCCUGUGGCUCAUGGCUCCUGAGACUGGUGUAGCAGACAAAUCAUGUGACAGGAACCAAAGAGCCUUGAGCUCUAGCUGCAGGUUUUAGGUUUUGUGCAGGCUUGAUAGUAUAUGCUUAGAAAUGGUCUGGAUUGGGACUUUCUUCUCCUGACAACUGCAGCCUUUGUAGAAUGAAUCCCAGCUGAAGUGAGUGAGUUUUGUCUGCUCUCAUGCUGUCAAAUAGAGAGCUAAUCCCCUCAGGUGCUAUUUUUCUGUGUUGUCUAAACUGCCUGUCACUUGUUUUAUCCAUAUGUGCUCAAUUCUCUGUGGGUGGGAGGCAACAUGUAGCCCCACAGCUUAUGAGGAGAUUGAGACAAAUAGGUAUCUUUUAUUCUUCACAUUUCUUUCUGCUUUUAGCAGCAGCAAGCCUGGGAGUGAGAAUUUUCCCCUCACAGCUUUGAGACUUAAAAAAAAACAUAAUUUUGUAUCUUAGUAUUUAACUGUUGGCCAUUCCCAUGUUAAAAGUUGGGCCAUAUCUUACUGACACUGCUUGCUUGUGUGCAAUCCCUGCAAGUGUAUGGAUGCCCAGGGCAUUGUGUAUCCAGCAGCUGAAGCCAGAGCUUAUGUACUGUCUUCCUUAAAUAAAGUUUAUGUUUUCUUGGCUGG